Symbiodinium sp. CCMP2456 is the source of this 5085-nucleotide messenger RNA. Lineage: Eukaryota; Dinophyceae; Suessiales; Symbiodiniaceae. The record is from the annotation of a GenBank genome assembly.
AUGCCGACCCCUGCAGAGACAACGUCCCCAGCAGAGGCGGUCUCGCUGCCACCCCAUCUCAGUUCUGAGGCCGCACUGAAGGAGUACUUGGAGUCAAAUGGUGUCAGCACCUCCAAGUUCGGGACCGGCGGCACCAAGACGAUGUCCUGGCUCUUCCAGGAACUGAAGGAGGGUAGCUGUUUCCUCGCGCCUUCAUCCGAGACGUCGACGCCGGGACGCCCCCAGAUCAUGCGUGUCGUGGAGCCGAUCUUCAUUCGCCUGCGUUUUCGCAGCCGGGUGCUUGUGCAGGAGAGACAGCAGUUUCCAGAUGGACGCACACGUGUGCGAAACAUGCUGCUGGCCGAAAAGAAGGAGCCGCGAGACUCCGGUGGCCUGCUGGCAGCGAUUCAUCGAGGCAUUCACGAAGAGCUUGGCGUGUCCUUGGAGGACCUCGGCCGAGAGGAUGUUAUCCGCUACCGUCCAGACACGUACCACUUCGAGAUCGAGCAAAUAGAUUCUGCCUCGUAUCCAGGCCUGCCUUCGUCAUACCGAACGCACCACGUCCAGGUGGAGAUCUUGGAGACAGGUCUCGACGUUUUCUUGCAUUGCGGACUGCCAGAGUUCUCCGACUUUGUCACCAAAGAGAAGACUGCUCAGGGCGAGGUGACGCUCUUCUGGCGCUGGGAUGACGUCCCCACGGCGCUGCGAAAGGGAGCCCGGGUCUCAGAGGCGUCUUUGGUGCUGGUCCGGGCAAAUCCUCUCGCCUCCCUUCGGGUCAUGUCGUCCGGGUCCACGCCUGCGCAGUUCGCUGCCGCUGCCCCGUCGUCGCCUUUGGGGGCGGCUGGCCUUGAGGCGACUCCGGGCGUGGACCUGGCCGCUGGCACGACCUGGGCGUCUACUACCACUACGCCUGGUGGUUUGGAUCUGAACAGCCUCGACGGGCUGGAGCCUACGCCGGCUGAGGCGUCCGCCUCCCCGGGCAUUUUGCCCGCCGAGGCCCUUUCGCGGGGCGGUGCGCGGGGGGGUCUGGAGCCUGACGACAGUCCAGCUCCGUCCGGCCCGCCCCCGCCGGCAGGCGGCAGCGACAGGGGCACCCAGACGUACGAGGACUACUUCAUCAGGUCCUUCGUCGCUGGCAUGUCGGUGCCCCGCCUGGCCGCCGUGAUCCGGGCCCUGUCGCCUGAGGACGCGGCGAACCUCAGAGCGGCCGUGGUCGAGGCCGACGCCACGCCCGACCAAGACACCGCCGCUUUGGGCGAGGACCCGCCGACUAUCUCCUGGUCGGCGCCCUCGGCAUCUCCAACGUCUGGGGCGGAUCAGCCCACGACAGACCCGGGCCCUUCUGCGCCGGAGGCGCGGGCAUUUUGGGAGGGGCGCGACCCUGCGCCAGCCAGGGCCCCGCCGCAGCCGGUCUCCGACCCGCCGCUCCCUGAGGCGGGCUGGGACGCGCUCACGUCCUACCUGGUCCAGCUUGACGCCGCCACAGGGGCGCCUCCGGCGGCAUCGGCUUUGCCCAUUCGGGGGGCGGCAAAGCCCAAGACGGUGGCUAAGGCCCCGCCUCCGCCGGCGCCGCAGCCACCGCCGACGCCAGAGGCGGCCAGCAGCUCCACCGCCAGGGCCGUCGUGAAGGCACCUCCGGUGCUGGAGCCGGAGGCGCCUAGCUCCUCUACUGCGCCGCCUCCUUCGACGGCGCCUACUUUGGAGCCCACGCCGCCGGUGGCCGCGCCGAAGAAGGCCGCGCCCCCAGAGCUCCGGGACCAGGAGCAGGCCGAUGACGCGCACCGCCAGGAGUUCCUGCGGCGCCAGGCCUUUAUCCGCCAGGAGCAGGCUGCCAGAAGCCGCGCGGGGCUUCGCCAGCUGCCGGACAACGCCGACUACGACACCGCCCUGGCCUCCCAGAUCGAGCGGGAGUUCGCCGCGCAGCGCGCCUUGGGGCCACCGCCAGCCCAGCCCAUCCAGCCCCGCGCCGGGUCCAGGUGGUGGAGGACGCACCCACGCCCGGUGCCUAACCGCCCCGUGCCGGCCGCGACCAUCGAGUCGCCCUGGCAGAACUAUCUUCGCGCCGAGGCGGCGGCCGAGGGGGCGGCUUCUUCGUCGUCGGCGGUGCCUCCUCCGCCGAAGGCGUCCUUCCCUCCGCCCAAGGCUGGCGGCCAGGGGCGCCACGGCUUCGGCAGCCGCAACAGGGAGCACCGGACGCACAGGCGCUCGUCCGACCCGAUCCAGGCGGCCUGGGACGACUUCAGGUACCCGCUCCAUGAGCCUGGGGCGUCCAUGGCGGCGACGCCCUUGCCGCCGACUUUGCGUGGCUGGGCGGCAGGCUCCUGGGAGUCGGCGCUCACCCUGGAGCAGGCAAUCGCCUCGGGGGCGGCCUCGCCAGACCCCCAGACCGUCACCCAGGGCGUGGUCCUCCGCACCUUGCCGCCGAAUGUGCGAGGAGGCCGACUGCCGAAACGCCCCGACCGCCACAAUCUCGACUGGGUGGGCUGGUGCUUCGUGGGAUGCCCAGGUGCCUGCGGCCCGUGUGUUUCCCGCCAUUGGGCGGGCGUCCUCAUGAACACCAUGAAUGCGACGCCUGCCGUCCCGAGCUCUUUCGCCGAGCUGGUCGCACAGGCCACCUGCGCCGGGCAGGCCGCCCACCUGCCGCUCCUGGCUCGCGCCGGGGUGCGCAAUCUCCAAGGCCUGGCGGUCCGCCCGGCCAAUGUCAAGCGGGCCAUCGCCGAGCUCCGGGGCGACAUGUUGGCCAAGACGACUCGGGGGCCAUACGAGUCCCGCCUCAAGACAUGGAACAGGCUCGCCUAUGAGGGCGAGGUGUCGCCAUGGCCCAUUUCGGCGCAUGUCCUCGAGGUCGUCGGGGCGGGCUUUAAGAAAGGAGCCUACCGCAGCGCCAAAGAAUAUUUCCUGGCCGCCUUCAGGCACCAGGAGAAUGAUCUGCGCAUCGCCGUCGACCCGCUCCUGCGCCGCCUGGCUAAUCGGAUCAUAAGAUCCGUGGUGCGGGGCCUCCCGGGCUCGCGCCUGAAGGAGGCAUUCCCCGUGCUCGCCUUGACGCCCCUCGUCUCCUUAGCCGACGCCGAGCCCUUCGACAUCUCCCGCCCGGCCCACUCGGUGGACGUCUACAUCAUCGCCGUCUGGUUCAUGCUGCGCGAGAUUGAGGUCGCGGCCGCCCGGGUGGGCGACUUGGUCAUCAUGCGGGCGGAGGUCGUCCUGGAUCUGCCCAUCCACAAGACGGUGCAGGGCGGCGAGAGGACGCUCACCCGCAGAUCUCUCCAUUGCGCCUGCGGGGCGACGACCCAUCCGCUGUGCCCGCUGCACGCGGCGCGCCGCCACAUGCGCCGGAUGGAUGCGGCCGGGCUCCUGGCCUCCGCUGCCCCCCUGUUCCCCGGCACGGGGGGGGGCACCCGGUCCAAGGAGGACUCGGUGCACUUCCUGAACGCCAUCCUGCGGGCCGCCGGCUUGGCGACUACCUUUCUGGACCCGACCGGGGCGGAGAAGAACAUCUUCGGCGGCCAUGCUUGUCGGGUGGCGGGGGCCACCUUCUUGGCCGCCAAGGGCAUCCCCCUGGCCGUCAUCCAGCUGCUCGGCAGGUGGUCGUCGCGGGCCAUCGAGCGCUACACGCAAGCGGCCCCGUUGGUGCUCGCGCCGGGGGCCGUGGCGCGCGCCCUGGGUUCCCGCCAGGCGCCAGGGGCGCCCGUUUCAAGCGGGGACCCGCGCAGACAGGCCGAGAUGCAGCUGGCCAUCUCGGAUGCCCCCCCGGCUGAGGAGGAUCGCCGGGCACAUGGCCCACCCUCGGCACAGUUGGCUGCCCAGGGUGAGGGUCCCGAGAGCCCGGCCUUUGAAUGUGUGCCCGACCUGGCCCCGGCCAGGGCGGUGCCGCAGGGGGACGCCGGGCCCGACCACUACGUGUACCUCGCCAGGACGAGGCGGGUUCACCGGCCAGACGCCCAGGAGGCAAUGGCUGAUAGAGCCGCCUGGCGGGCGGCGGGGUGCGGUUGGCCCUAUGGCUGCCGCCAGUUCUUUCGGCUUUCUGCGCCGCCUCCGGGCGCCGCGCUGUGUAAGCGCUGUUUCCCGGGCGAAGCCCAACGCCAGGAGCCGGAGUCUCCCGGCCCGGCGUCUGUCCAUGGCUCAUCGUCGAGCGAAAGCGCCGACACUAGGAGGGGGCGAGAGGAUGCCUCCUCCACUCCUUUGCGCCCGGUGCUUAGCUCUCCUUGGCUCUUUCCUCUCGCCCGCCCCGCCCCUCCCCUGCCACUGAUUGGCCCAGCCAUGCCGGGCCACAUCGCCGGGGGCUAUUUUACGGUCCCGUUCGUCCGUUUUGGCGGCCCAGCGGAUUUCGAUGUCCGCACCAGCCUCGCCGGGGCGGUCUACCAUAACGGCAGGUCGCCUUGGGAGAUGCUCCUCUCCCUUUUCGGCCCGAUCAUUCGCCUGGACACCCUCCCGGAGUUCGCCGCCGUCGCUCGCGACGAGGACGAGUUCUUGGCGGUUCUCGUCAGGCCGUACCUCGAGGGCUGCCGUUCGCCGGGUACGGGGUCCUUGCUCCGCUGCCCGGCAGAAACCGCCCGGCACGACAGCUGGGCCCUGACAAAAAUGUGGCAGCACGCUCGCCGCCACAUCGACUGGCUCCAGGAGGACUCCCAGGCCCGGGCGGAGGCCUGGGACAGGACCUGGGGCCUGGGCCGACUGCCGCGCCGCGCCUGGCACCCGGCAUGGGAGCGGCCCAAUUUCGACACGGGCGACGAGGACGAGGAUCCGACAGUGGCGGCCACCAUCCUGCCUGAGCAGCUCGCCAGGAUCCUGGGCCCUCGCCCGGCCACCCGGGAGCCCACGGAGAUGGUCCCGUACGCCGAGCACGCGGCGGGGGUCCACCGACGGGACCCAUUCUACCUGGCGCGCCUGGGGCCCUGGUCCAGGGUGGUCCAUCGCCCGGCCAGCCCCCACCUCGACGACGGGAUCGCAGAAUGCGGCCGCCGCGUUGAGCAACGCCGCCGGGCCCUUAUGUAUUGGGCCCCGCCUCCCGCCGAGAGGGGCGGCCUUCCUUGGAGGUGGUGCGUCGUCUCCUGGUGCGGCCGCCACCUCAGCCGGGUCGACGACGAGGUGGUCAGCGAGUUGGAGUGA